Molecule: messenger RNA, 3522 nt
Organism: Cryphonectria parasitica EP155
Lineage: Eukaryota; Fungi; Ascomycota; Sordariomycetes; Diaporthales; Cryphonectriaceae
Exons: 8
Coding region: 1-3522 (1173 amino acids)
Biological process (GO): metal ion transport; transmembrane transport
Cellular component (GO): membrane
Molecular function (GO): metal ion transmembrane transporter activity
Source: RefSeq, a predicted model, not a curated record
AUGGAUUCCCUCGACAAUUCCCACAGGCUUGCAGACGUUUGUGAUAAUAGUCUGGAACGCCCUCGGUCUGAGCCUGUCCCGUCUACGCCUGCGCCCGAUGAGAAGCCCGGAUCUGUCUCCGGCUUGGUCGAAGCCAAGGAUCACCAGCUGUCUGCAGCGACAGCUGUCGCAGACAGCAACGAUGGCGCGUCAAACCGAACAAGCAUAUCUCACUGGGCUGCCGAGCCUGGCUUUGCUCAUAUAGACGGGGAAAUAGGAGGCUCGGGCUACAACGAGACGAGAGUCGACAUCAUCACCGUCCCUUGUCCAGGAGCCGAUCCCCUCGUGACAUGGACUCGAGACCCUCUUCCAGAUGGAUACUUCGGGAACUUUCCCAAAGCGGCUCAUCUAUGGGUUAAGCAGGGCAUCCGUCGGUUUGCCGACACGGCAAGGGUCUUGCUGUACAGACACCGAGAGCUUGUGGAAGGUGUCAGCCUCGACAGUCUCGCACAGGACCUGCUGGAAAAUGUUCUCUUAACACGAGACAGCCAGCAGACGUCACGUCCAAUAUUCUUUAUCGCACAUAGUGUAGGCGGUCUCGUUGUGAAGAGGGCUCUUCUCAUGGCCAGGUUGGACCACAAGUUCCGUACCAUUCUGUAUAAUUGUCACGGCAUAUCAUUCUUUGCAACUCCGCACCGGGGCUCAAGCUAUAUGUCGAUGCCUCAUCUCUCCGAGAGCAUCCAGAGUCUUCUUUGCCUUCGCAGGCCUCUGCCCAGGUCCAUCGCGCGCGAUCUCCGUGUAAACAAUAAGGACUUACUGAAGAUGCACGAGGGCUUUGCCGACAUUGCAAGUGAGAUGCGGAUCUGGACAUUCUACGAGACCAUCGACUCUCAGCUUUCCGGUUCCGGCAUGGGUAUUGCGAACGAGGUUUCCUUCACGGCACCCCUAGUGUCCAUCAAGUCUGCCCUAGUUGGCGCGAGGCAGGAGAUCAUCUACUCUUCCCUUGAGAGCGACCACGCCCACUGCGCUUCCUUCGGCAUCUCGAACCCUCGGACGCUGAGGAACUAUCUGCUCAACUUGGCUGAAGCAAUUGCUAAAGCCGAAACACUAUGCCGGACGACGCAUACACCGCUCAAGCUGAAGGACGUGGUCAAGGUAGAAGUCGUCGGUUUUUACGAGGAUCCGGAUGCCGCUACCGAGUCGGAUGUCCGACUGUACACCACAAAAUAUCACCUCUCUGAUUUUCUUUCCAUAGGCCCAGAAAGAUGCCUGGAGGAGCGCCUGCGACGAGUUCGGCGCCCCGGCUCAGGGGGCCACCCCUUCUCAUCGGACCAUGCUGAUACGGAUCGACUGGGCCGGGGCGUUGUAAAGAAUGUCCAAGAGAAGCGGAGCACGGCAUCUCGGCUGGGGUUGGGCAUCGCACCUAGAAGUCGAUCUGAAAAGCUCAGCAAGUCAUCGAUACUACAAGAACUGAGCGCAGGGUUCUCAAGACCGGACCCAAAUCGGAGGAAAUUCAUGUGGAUUCAUCUGCCGUUUACGAACCCCCUCUGGGACAUCUUCGACAAGCUAUCAGAGACACAUAAGCAGGAUUUCAGCAGACUCUUUGGUAAUGAACACUGGGUAUCAAGGCAUGUUCAAGGCCGACACUCGCAAUCACAGCCUUGCUUCAUUAAACCCGCUGUCAACUUUAUCACCGACGACUCAGCGACCUCACCCCGAGCAUCCCAUUCGAGUAGCACGCCGCCCAGCACUGGCCCGUCGCCAAAGUAUCUCUAUGUGUAUCUGCCAUACCUACAUUUCGAUACAUAUAGGCAUAUGAUCAAACGCAGAAGACUGAUUGAGAAGAGGCUAGCUCAUGGACGUACUAGGCCAGUCCCAGAGGAAAUUGCCAACCUUGACUCCCUAGAACUCCGUGUGAUAUGGGAAUUUCUGGGACAUGACCCCCCUCUAAACGGCCGCCGGACCCUCGACCAGUUCGGCUACCCUUCACUCAAGGAUACACACGCUCGAGACGACGACCAGAUGUUGUACAAGCUCACAAAACAGGAAAAGUUUCGUCCUCCGCCUCCAGCCCCACUCGAUGAUGCUCAAUCGAUAGGAUCUCUGGAGGAUAGGUAUUCAAUCCGAACGAAGCAGCUACAUGAGAUGAUUGAGCGAGACAAGGGCCAUGCUAUGGAUUCCGACUCAGACAGUGAGGCGCUGCUUGGUCUCCGGGAUGGCAAUCUGCUGAUGGUGGAUCAACUUUGGCUCUGGGCCAUUGAUACAACCACCCUCACAACAUUUUUCCCGAAAAGAGAGUCUCGCCCAUCAGAGGGUGCCCUGUUCCAGCAAGCAGACCUCAGGAAUAGUAUCUACCACGAACUCAACGGCGACCUCACGGGACGUUGCGAGAACUCCCUAGACCUCGCCGCCUUUGUUGUCCUCCACGCGGUAACGGUGCUGCUUGAUCGGUCCUCCCACCCCGAUCUCGAGGUUUUUCGUAUUUUUGAAGAGGCCAUAGGCAUGCUGACCGAGCGCAUGACGUCCAACCUCAAGAAGUUCCGCAUGCAGAGUUUCAAGGAAGCCGACCUCGACUCGGAUGAAGAGCCUGAAGACAAUACCGCAGCGUCGAUCAAAAAGAGGCACAAGCGUGAGAUCGAGAGGGCUGAGCGGGAAAACCGAGAGAAUACCUCGGCGCUUUUGGAACUGCGUGACAUGGAGGACGAACUGAAGACCUUUCAUCGGCUGUUCGACACGCAGGUGACCAUGAUCGAAAAGAUGCUUGAUAUGUAUACUGGUGAUAGUCUCAAGGAUCUGACGCACUACGGUCAAGGAUAUUUGAGGGAGGCACUUACCAGACUCGCCGAGUACAAGGCUCAGACGACUGAGAUGCUGGAGCGGGUCACUGCUACCAGGGGAGACUACGAGAAACUCCUGGAGAUGGCCCAGCGCCAAGCGCAGGUCGACGACGUCCGCUGGUCCCGCCUGCAGACCGAGCUGGCCAGCUCACAGAACCUCUCUGUCAUGAUCUUCACCAUCUUCACCGUCAUCUUCCUGCCCUUGUCCUUUUUCACGAGCCUCUUCGGCAUGAACACCCUCGAGUGGGGUGGUGCCGACGCCCAGUACCCAAGCCUGGGCUACAUCGGCGAAAUCAGCCUGCCCGUGUCGGUGUUUAUGAUCCUCGCGACGCUGGUCGCGGCCUUCAGCUCGCACGUCCAGGUGGCCUUCAAGUCCCUGUUUCGCCGGCUGUACAAGGCCUGGGUCUUUGCAACCUACAUGCUGAAGGCGCUGGAGCCGGAGGCGAGCCGCAGGGCGCAAGAGAUCAGGCGGGCAGAGAGGGAGCGCGAGGAGAGGGAGGAGAAGCAGUGGCGGCGGAAGGAGAGGAGCUAUGACUUUUGGGCGACGGUGCGGGCGCAGCGCACCCUUGGUUCGUAUGAGAUUCCGGAUUUGAAUCGGAAUCUUGUCAGGUCGGGAACGACGGGGUUCAGCAGUUCGGCGAACGGAGUUGGACGGGGCUGGGUGAAGCUGAAUCCGUGGGUGAGAAGCACGACAGGAAUAGGAUGA